Molecule: messenger RNA, 1198 nt
Organism: Rubroshorea leprosula
Lineage: Eukaryota; Viridiplantae; Streptophyta; Magnoliopsida; Malvales; Dipterocarpaceae
Source: the annotation of a GenBank genome assembly
AGCUCUUUUUCAUUCUCUGUUGCUGUUGAUCUACUAAAGCCUUAGUCCGACCUCUUUUCCAUCCCCAAUCUCCAACUUUCAGUUGUUCACUGAUCUAUAACCAUGGCGAGGAAGAUACGAAACGAAGGAGACUCUCAUUAUGACUUCGACUUAUUUGUGAUUGGAACCGGAAGUGGUGGCGUUCGUGCUGCCAGACUUUCAGCAAAUUUUGGAGCUAAGGUUGGGAUCUGUGAGCUUCCAUUUCAUCCAAUCAGCUCAGAAGUGAUUGUGGGAGUUGGUGGACCAUGUGUUAUUGGUGGUUGUGUUCCCGAAAAGAUUUUGGUGUAUGGAGCAGCUUUUGGAGGUGAAGGUGAGAUGGAUGCCAGAAAUUAUGGAUGGAAGGUGAACGAGAAAGUUGAAUUAAACUGGAAAAAGCUUCUACAGAAAAAGACAGAUGAAAUAAUCACAUUAAAUGGUAUUUACAAAUGCCUAUUGUCAAAUGCUGGGGUUAAAUUGUCCGAAGGGGAGGGAAAGGUUGUUGGUCCAAAUGAAGUUGAGGUGACACAACCAGAUGGAACUAAAUUGUUCUAUUCAGCAAAGCACAUAUUGAUUGCAACUGGCAACAGGGCCCAUUGUCCUGAUAUUCCUGGGAAGGAGUUGGGUAUAACAUCUGAUGAGGCAUUAAGCUUAGAAGAGUUACCUAAGCGUGCCAUUGUGCUUGGAGGGGGUGCAGCCCGGUUCCUAGUCUGUCCGGUGUAUUCUUAGUCUGCUGAGCAUGUUCAUUAUUCAUUUGAUAACUAUUAUCUAGGUACAUUGCUGUGGAGUUUGCUUCAAGAUGGAAAGGAAUGGGUGCUACUUCCUUUUCAGGAAGGAACUUCCAUUGAGAGGAUUUGAUGAUGAAAUGAGGGCAGUGGUUGCAAGAAAUUUGGAAAGAAGGGGUAUUAAUCUGCAUUUAAGGACAAAUCUGUCAGAGUUGAUUAAAACAGAGGGUGGCAUUAAAGUUAUGACUGAUCAUGGUGAAGAGUUGGUGGCAGAUGUAUUGUGCUUUGCCACUGGUGGAUGACUACUCAUGCACCAACAUGCCCAGUAUAUGGGCAGUUGGUGAUGUUACAAAUCGAAUGAAUCUUACACCUGUAGCAUUAACGGACGGAACCUGCUUUACAUUUUGUAUUCUGUCUGGAGCUCCUUUAUUUCUCUGUAUUAAAUGUCAUAUUGUUAU